AUGCUUCGAGGCCAGGUCAUUUCAUGGAGAGCUGCACUCCAUCGUGCGCCACACUAUGUAACUCCCAGGAUAGCCCCCAUUUCAGCUAGGCAUCACGCGAGCACUCGAUUGCCAUCGACACGCACACCGAUAUUUCCUACACCGACCAUCGCUUCGCGGGCGUUUACGUCAAGUCGAACCUCAUACAAAGAAAAGGCGCCACCUUCGGAGGAUGCGCCGGAAAAUGCGGAAAACAAUGAUGGUGCAGAAGGCAAAGACACAACUAAACAAGUAGACUCUCGACGGAAGUCUGGAGAUGCGACGGACAAGCAAGGUUCAACACAGACGACCGAUACACCAAGUCGACGGCGAGAUAAGAGUAACGCAGAAAAGGAAGAGCAGGCAGAGGUUACCAAGAAGGGCGAGUCUCAACAAGCUAAAAGUCGAGAUAGCAAAGCCGAUUCGAGUUCGCCGUCGCCGAUACCAGUUUCCGGAGGUGGAGGGUCAGAAUCGAAACCUAGCGGCGGGAACGGUAAUGACGAUGGUGGAAGAAGAGGCAGAAAGGGUGAAAAGUCGCUUCAGAAACCCUUUAUCCCCGAUGUCUACCCACAAGUGAUGUCCAUUCCGAUUGCGAGACGUCCGUUGUUUCCCGGCUUCUACAAGGCAAUUACUGUGAAAGAUCCGAAUGUUGCGGCAGCUAUACAAGAAAUGAUGAAACGCGGGCAGCCUUAUGUGGGAGCUUUCUUAUUCAAGAACGAUGAUGCGGAUGGUGAUAUCAUUGAAAACAUGGAUGAUGUUUAUGAUGUCGGUGUUUUUGCUCAAAUUACAUCUACAUAUCCGUUGAGCACAAAGGAUGGUGAAGGUGGCCUGACAGCUGUUCUUUACCCUCAUCGAAGGAUCAAGAUCAGUUCUUUGCUAGCACCCAAUGACCCAGCCCGGAACAGUACUGUUGAUCAGCCAAUUACAAAGGAUACAUAUGAAAAGAAAGGAGACGUCGUUGCAAGCUUUGAAGAAGGAGCCGUCGAAGCUCCGCCAAAGGAAGUAUAUCACUACGAGCCAACAUCAUUCCUACGCAAACACGCGGUCACCCUUGCCAACGUUGAGAACCUUACGGAAGAGCCGUUUGACAAGAAGAGCCCAGUCAUCCGAGCUGUUACGAGCGAGAUUGUCAAUGUCUGCAAGGAAAUUGUUCAAUUCAACCCACUUUUCCGGGAUCAGAUUUCUGCCUUUGCGACAGACCAUUUCCCGGGUAACCUAGGAGAUGAGCCUGGAAAAUUGGCGGACUUCGCGGCUGCAGUAGCUUCCGGAGACUCCCAAGAGGUGCAAGAAGUUUUGGAAGCCAUGAACAUAGAAGAGAGACUUCCCAAAGCACUUGUCGUCUUGAAAAAGGAGCUGAUCAAUGCUCAGCUGCAGUCAAAGAUUUCCAAGGACGUUGAGGCCAAGAUUCAGAAGCGCCAGCGAGAAUAUUGGUUAAUGGAACAGAUGAAAGGAAUCAAGAGAGAGUUAGGUAUUGAAUCCGACGGCAAGGAUAAACUUGUCGAGAAAUUCAAAGAAAAAGCAGAGAAAUUGGCUAUGCCAGAGGCGGUGAAGAAAGUGUUUGACGAGGAAUUGAAUAAACUUGCGCACCUAGAACCCGCUGCAUCGGAGUUCAACGUUACUCGCAAUUAUCUCGACUGGCUUACACAAAUUCCCUGGGGUCAGAAGAGCGUAGAGAACUUUGGUAUAAAAAAUGCCAUGUCAGUCUUGGAUGAGGAUCACUACGGCCUAAAGGAUGUCAAAGAUCGAAUUUUAGAAUUCAUUGCAGUCGGCAAACUCCGCGGUUCGGUGGAAGGCAAAAUCUUGUGUUUGGUUGGACCCCCGGGUGUUGGCAAGACUAGUAUUGGAAAGUCCAUUGCCCGGGCACUCAAUAGGCAAUACUACAGGUUCUCGGUGGGAGGAUUGACGGACGUCGCUGAAAUCAAGGGACACCGAAGAACAUAUGUUGGUGCACUACCGGGAAGAAUUAUUCAAGCCUUGAAGAAAUGUCAAACGGAGAAUCCUCUUAUUCUCAUUGAUGAAGUCGACAAGAUUGGACGUGGUCAUCAGGGUGACCCUGCUUCUGCCCUUCUAGAGUUGCUUGACCCGGAACAGAACUCGUCAUUCCUUGAUCAUUAUAUGGAUGUACCAGUGGAUUUGUCAAAAGUUCUGUUUGUUUGCACAGCGAACGUGACAGACACUAUUCCACGACCUCUGUUGGAUCGUAUGGAACUUAUUGAAUUGUCAGGUUACGUUGCCGAUGAGAAAAUGGCAAUUGCCGAUAAAUACCUUGCACCUGCUGCCAAAGAACUCAGUGGUCUGAAGGAUGUCGAUGUUUGUUUGCAAGAGGAUGCUAUUGAGGAGCUUAUCAAGUUUUAUUGCCGCGAGAGUGGAGUUCGAAACUUGAAGAAGCAAAUUGAAAAGGUCUACCGGAAGGCGGCCCUUAAAAUCGUCCAAGAUCUCGGCGAAGAUGCACUACCAGAAGAGGCCCUCACGACAGAAGGAAAACAGGCCAAAGAAGAAUCCGACAAAGAGAAGGUCGACCCCCAAGACGUCUUGAUCGAGCCAGAGAAGGCUAGAACCGAGACUCCUCGUACUGCUUUGAAAGUACCAGAAAGCGUGCAUGUCCGCAUCAGCAAGGAAGUAUUGAAGGAUUACGUGGGCCCACCAGUUUUUACAUCCGAUCGUCUUUACGAUGUCUUCCCUCCUGGUGUUACCAUGGGCCUGGCCUGGACCAGUAUGGGAGGUGCUGCUCUUUAUGUGGAAUCUAUCCUUGAGAAUGCACUCACCUACGACUCUCGCCCUGGGUUCGAGACCACUGGUAACUUGAUGAACGUCAUGAAGGAGUCGACUCAGAUUGCGUACUCCUUUUCCAAGUCAGUCAUGGCUCAAGACUUCCCCGAGAACAGAUUCUUUGAAAAAGCCCGAGUACAUUUGCAUUGCCCAGAGGGUGCUGUGCAGAAAGAUGGACCAUCUGCUGGUAUUACAAUGGCAACCUCUCUACUUUCUCUUGCAUUGAACCACCCUCUUGACCCUACCAUCGCGAUGACUGGAGAAUUGACAGUCACCGGAAAGGUUCUUCGUAUUGGAGGACUCCGCGAGAAGACUGUCGCUGCUCGUCGUGCCGGAGCCAAGAAGAUCCUCUUCCCGGCUGACAACAUGUCUGACUGGCUGGAAUUACCUGAAAACAUCAAAGAAGGCAUCGAAGGUCACCCUGUUAACUGGUACUCCGACGUCUUCAACAUCGUUUUCUCUAACCUAGACCGCGAAGCAGCAAACAACGUCUGGAAAAAACAGCUCACCAAACAAUCCAAGUACAAAAAGAGGAAGGAAGAGUAUGACGAUGACGAUGAUUAA
Talaromyces marneffei is the source of this 3351-nucleotide messenger RNA. RefSeq lists its product as uncharacterized. Gene Ontology annotation, biological process: chaperone-mediated protein complex assembly; protein catabolic process; protein quality control for misfolded or incompletely synthesized proteins. NCBI's taxonomy places the organism in Eukaryota, Fungi, Ascomycota, Eurotiomycetes, Eurotiales, Trichocomaceae. Bases 1 to 3351 code for a protein of 1116 amino acids. The transcript has 3 exons. Gene Ontology annotation, cellular component: mitochondrial matrix. Gene Ontology annotation, molecular function: single-stranded DNA binding; serine-type endopeptidase activity; ATP-dependent peptidase activity. The record is from RefSeq and is a predicted model, not a curated record.